Molecule: messenger RNA, 909 nt
Organism: Cuscuta europaea
Lineage: Eukaryota; Viridiplantae; Streptophyta; Magnoliopsida; Solanales; Convolvulaceae
Source: the annotation of a GenBank genome assembly
CACCGUUUAUGGUGAAGAAAGGCCCAGAAAUAUGUACAACUGGCACAUCCACCCCAAACCCCUCAAAUACUUCCUCUUGCCCAACCCAGAACUCCCCCAACUCCAUUUCAAAACAGGAAGACCGGAGCAACAUUACCUCUUUCCAAACGCCCUCCCACCACAUCUCCAGGAACCGGAACAGGAACCUCCCCAAAACCAAGCAGAUUACGAGCCCUAUGAGCAACUCCAUAUCCAUCCAACCAUGAACCAGGACUUCCCAGAACAGAGCCAAAACCCUCCACCACCCGACAUCUUUCAACAACUUCUGGAGGGUCAACAACAACUGCUUACGGGAAUAGCCCAAAUGGACAACCGGCUCAACCGAUUAGAGGAGGAGCAAAGAGCCGGUUUUCAACGAUUGGAGGAUGAGCAAAGAGCCGGCUUUCAACGUUUGGAGGAGCUCCGGGAGGCCGAUAGACAUCGGUAUGAGGAAGACCAACAUAGGUUCUACGGACCUAUGUACUCUUAUAUGGCACAACAGGGAUGAUUCCAUACCAUGGCGAACCCCCCUCCACCACCCUCAUGGUAUGACCCCACUCAUUGGGGUAACUUUGGAGGAUCAGGCUCCGGGGGUGGAGGGUACGACGGAGGAGAUGGCGGGGACACUUACAUGGGAGAUGGUGGCCAAGGGAGCGGCUUUGGAGGGAGCUACUACGGAGGAGAAGGCGGGCACUAGGGACAGUGCUUGAUUCAAGUGCGGGGGAGACACUCAUGAUGGCACUCAUUGUAUCCUUAUGAAAAGAAUAAGAAGAUUCAAGAUAAAGAAGAAGAGAGGAGGAGAAAAGAAGACAACACUAGGAGGCCAUUAAACCUAAGAUGCUCUUUUGUAAUUUGAGUUUAAAACUCAUUUUUCUUUGUCAUCCUUGGUGG